AUGAAGAACAACAUUUUAACUACUUCUGAUAACAACGUCAUUUCUAGAAGAAAACACUCUCACCCUUUAACAACCACACGACCUAAUUCCUCUUAAGCACAUAUAGUCACAACAAUUUAUAAGACCCCAGAGAAGACAAGAAUAUUUAGGCAAAAAACUCCUUCAACCAAAACAAAAAUAAAAACUUAGAAUCAUGAAAACAAAGAGAACGACUAUAGUACAAUCAAUAACAAUAGUUCUUCAAUGAAAUCGAAUAGAUAGGUUCAAGAAAAACAACCUAGCAAUUUAAUGAAGUAAAUAAAUUUAAAACUAAACUAAAAAUCAGUAUCAGUUCCAGAUAUUUUAGAAGACAUGAAAGAGGUUAAUGAAACCAAUUCGUUAGGUUUAACAUACUUUUAAAGAGCAUUUGCAUAAAAUAGAGUCAUCAAAAUUCAAGACCUGUUUAGUUAAAAUUAAAUCACUAUAAGAGAAUUGGAAAAUAAUUGGGAAGCACAAGUUACUCAAGAAUCUGAAUUACUCAAAUCCAUUCAACAUCAUGAGAAUUUUCAAUACAGCAAAUAUGAUUCCAAAGAGAAUUUAUUAAACUCUUUGAUCCAAAUUGAAAACUCAACAGGCACUUAACCUUAAAUCUAUGUUAUUGAUUUAGCAUUAUUAUGA
Paramecium octaurelia is the source of this 657-nucleotide messenger RNA. Lineage: Eukaryota; Ciliophora; Oligohymenophorea; Peniculida; Parameciidae. The record is from the annotation of a GenBank genome assembly.